This is a messenger RNA of Jatropha curcas, 1090 nucleotides long. RefSeq lists its product as hypothetical. The record is from RefSeq and is a predicted model, not a curated record. Lineage: Eukaryota; Viridiplantae; Streptophyta; Magnoliopsida; Malpighiales; Euphorbiaceae.
GGAAAAAAAAAUUGAGGAAAGAUAAUAUUUUUUAUUACAAAGGCAUGGGCAUAUUUUCUGCUCCUAUCCUCCCAUUAUCACUAACAGAAACACCAAACAAGCAGAAAAACAAGUCUCCUUGAAAAUCCAUGGCUUCCAUUUCCAUUUCCCUUUCUGCUUCAUUGCAAAGCGCUUGCAGCUCACAUCAUUUCACCAAGAAACAACAGCCUCAAAUCAAACCUUCACGCUCUUUGGGGUCAAAGCAGGUCACCCAUGUUGUUACUCUAAAUGUUGAAGAUCAAAAUAAGGGCUUAAGCAUAGCUAAACAACAGGAGAAUCCUCCUUUGCACACUCAAGAAUUAAAAUCAAAGAAUUCUGAUGACAAAUCAAAAACAGAAUCCUCUGCUCCAAAAUUUAUAGAUAAGCGCUGGAAGAAGGGAACUUGGGAUCUAAAUAUGUUUGUUAAGGAUGGAAAUAUGGAUUGGGAUGGUCUUAUUGAAGCAGAAGCAAAGAGGAGAAAAUUUCUUGAAUUAUACCCAGAAGCAUCUACAAAUGAAGAACCAGUACUGUUUAGGAGCUCUAUAAUACCUUGGUGGGCAUGGCUCAAAAAGUCAUAUCUACCAGAAGCAGAGCUACUCAAUGGUAGAGCUGCAAUGGUGGGAUUCUUCAUGUCAUACGUUGUCGAUACAUUGACAGGGAUUGAUAUGGUUGGCCAAACUGGAAACUUGAUAUGCAAAGCGGGUCUUUUUGUAACUGUUAUUAGCAUAAUACUCCUUAGGCGGACCGAUGAUUUUCAGAGGCUGAGAAAUCUAGCUGAUGAAGCUACUUUGUAUGACAAGCAAUGGCAGGCUUCAUGGCAAGACCAGGAUGCAACAAGCAGUGGUGUAUCUGAGAAAAAUGGAAACUAAUUGUUCUUGUUGUAAUGUAUUAUUACUUGGCAGAAAGACAAAGAAAAAGUUUAUAUUGCUUCUUGGAAUUACUCUGAAACCUGGAACGUAUCCAGUUUUGUAUGAUGUCGAAGUUGUUAGUUAAGACAAAUUGAAAGAUCUCUCUUUCUUUUGUAAACUAGAACUCAAAAUCAAUUAAUUGCUUACCAUUAAAAAAUGUGAAA